AUGCCUGCCGUCAAAUCCACCAUCCUCGCCAUGCUGGCCGCCUCGGCCGCCGUAUCUAUGGCCCUCCCUUCUCCUCAAGCGGCGACAGACGACAUCUCGGGCCUUGCGCCAUUGCACAUGGAAGUGCAGUGCGGGUGCUGGAACCUGUGCACGCUGGAAGCCUUGGGGGAUACUUCUAUUACUGGCUGUGACUCCGCUUGUGAUCCACAAUUUCUCUGCGAAACCAUCGACGCACUGAGCGGAGGGCCGACCACGAUCGCCGCAGCGGCAACUACCCCUUUGCCAGCAGCCUCGGCUUCAGCUACAGCUUUAGCCAGACGUGAGAGACCCCAUAACGGCGCUCCUCCGCCCUUCAACCCCUUCGGACCCGGCGGCGAGCUCGAAACACUGUCAGAGUCGCAGCGAGCCAAAGCCAAAGCCAAGCGCGAGGUAGUGCAGCGAAUGAACCGACCCAUCAUCGACCCCUGCCCUCAGGGUGUCGUCUGCGAAGCGUUCGCCAAACGCGAACCCGAACCACUCCCCCUUCCACUCCCGCCGAUCGACCCCUUUGGCUGCCCGCACGGGCCGCUGCAUUGCCCUCCCCCCGUGGGCGACGCGUGGAAACGUGCCGCCGCCGCCGCCGCUGCCCGUGAUGUUGGUGAGUUCGAGUUCGAGAAGCGCCGGAUCAAUUGGGACUUGACUGUCAAGGGGUCGUGCAAUGGGGGCGGAUGUGGUGGCGAGGUGAGCGUUACCAUACACUUUUAA
Molecule: messenger RNA, 744 nt
Organism: Fonsecaea pedrosoi CBS 271.37
Lineage: Eukaryota; Fungi; Ascomycota; Eurotiomycetes; Chaetothyriales; Herpotrichiellaceae
Exons: 2
Coding region: 1-744 (247 amino acids)
Source: RefSeq, a predicted model, not a curated record